Messenger RNA from Cyanidioschyzon merolae strain 10D, 936 nucleotides. RefSeq lists its product as hypothetical. NCBI's taxonomy places the organism in Eukaryota, Rhodophyta, Bangiophyceae, Cyanidiales, Cyanidiaceae. The transcript has a single exon. Bases 1 to 936 code for a protein of 311 amino acids. The record is from RefSeq and is a predicted model, not a curated record.
AUGGGCACUGGCGGUGGGAACUGGUCAAAAAGUCUCCGUCACUUGGCCACAGGUGAAAGCGAGCUAGCGCGAAUUUGCAGUCGAGAGGAUCAUUCUGCAGCAAUGAGCGUUCAGGUCUACCGUUGUCUGCAGAACUCCAAAGAAGCAUCGGAUGCGUGGCAGCGCUUUAAGACGGAGCUUGCCGGAGGGCCUCCUAUGGACUUGGGCGCCUGGGCGCGAAUCCUCCUGGCAGCAAAAAAGGUACCCACUCGCUACCGUAACUGGCGGAGGGUUCAAGAGAACCUCAGGCUGAGUUUAGAGGACUUGUAUCAGUGGGAGCGUGCCAAGCAAAUCGUUCACGAGCGGGUGAACACCAGCUUUCAGAGCGCAGAUAAAAGUCAUCAGGAGCUGCUGCAGAAGCUGCGGCAACUGGUCGAACCCAUGCUCCCAGCCGGAGCAAGGGCACCGAACCGCGACUGGCGGUAUGUCGGUUUCCAGGGUGAUGAUCCAGGCACAGACUUUCGCGGAAUGGGCAUCUUCGCGCUUCAUCAACUUAUAUACUUUGCAGAAACCCGACCCCGCACUGUCCAGCGUAUCCUCAGUGAGGCAAACGAGGAACGCUGGAGUGAUGUUUCGGAGCACACAACCAGCACAGGAUCAUCGAUGCCGCAACUAAAGCGCUACUACCCGUUCGCGGUCACUGGGAUUCACGUCAGUGCCUUUGUAGCUCGACUUGUGCAACACGGUGCGCUCAUGACAGCGUGGAUUGGUGAAAGCUCAGAUACUAUCCUCCGUAAGAUUAAUGACCUGUACUGUGACACUUUCAUUUUGUUUCAUGAGCUUUGGCGCAAAGGGCCUGAACGUAGCAUCAUGGAGUUUCAGCAGGUAUUCCGCGAAUGCUGUGCUCAAGUCGAGCGACAGAUCCAGCUUGGCGUGUUUCUUCCGCAUGCACCAUAG